GCGGAAUCCACAUUUUGUGGGUGGGAUUUAGCUACCGUCCAUCUUUAGUGUACUGUACAGCCAGAUUGACGAAAAGAAAACAAAAAUUGGAAGUAAAGAAGACUGGGGAAUUAGUUUUAGUUUUAAUUGAAAGAGACAAACGAAAAGCCCAAACCCUAGGUAAAUGUCUUAAACAAAUGUGAAUUUAGCUGGUUGACCCAGUUUCCCUAAUUUUCCUAAAUUACCAGCUAUCUAAACUGCUAGCUAGCUAGCUAGCAUUGUGAUUGCAGUAGCUAGCUAGAUAAAUUUGCUAGCAUUAAGACAAUUACCAACAUAACGUCAACUGUGUCCAAAAUAUAAUCGCAAUAUAUACAGUUCAUGCAUUGAAUAGCAAUUGCAUUGGAAUGAGAUGUCGAAACCAGCCAACCAGCAUGUGAAUUGGCUAUGUUAGCUAGCUAGUUGGCUAAUGUUGCUGACAUUUCCAGCGAGUCAGCUAUUGAACUGUUUUUACGAUUGAUGAAAAUAGUGAUGUACGCUAAAAUGAGCAGCAUGUUAAUUCUUUGCUAAGCCGAGGUGCAUUUCGCUGCAAGUGUUUGUAUUAUCUGUAGCUAGUUGAUGCUAGGAAGCUAGCUAGGGAUACAAUUUCAACCAGACAAUGCAAUAAAUGUCCAUUGUGUCUGUGUGCAUUGUUGUGUUUUUAGCUAAUCUGUUAUCUCCCUCUCACAAUGAAAGACGGUAUGAGGACAUUGUCGUAGUGAAGCCAUGGCUGACAAGAGAAAACUCCAAGGUAACUGUCCCAUAGAGCAAUAAUGCAUGUAAUGGACUGGACACUGACCUCUCACACUCUUUUGACUAUCAGUUAUUUCAAUUAUUGGAUUAAUCUUUCAGAGAUUCAAUGUAAUAUGUUAGUCCAGUAAAAUAGAUUGGCAUAUUUUUAUGAUGAUGUCUUUCUUUCCUCUCCCCAGGUGAAAUUGACAGAUGUUUGAAAAAGGUAGCUGAAGGCGUAGAACAGUUUGAAGACAUUUGGCAGAAGGUGAGGACUCCUUAACAACACUAUUCAGUGUGCAUGAAACAUAAUGAUUUGUUCUCCUAUCAAACAAACUGAUCUUUGUUACUUUGUUUCACAGCUUCACAAUGCAGCCAAUGCCAACCAAAAGGAAAAAUAUGAGGCAGACCUUAAAAAAGAGAUAAAAAAGUUACAGGUAAGACUAAUUGCUUACUAAUAGUAAGUAAAAUAUGAAGCUGUCUUAAUAUCCCAUGUUGUCUGCUCACACUGAAAAAAAGCUAUGAGUCUUUACUUAAGUUUUAAUUGUUGUUUUCUUGUCAUCUUCUCCUGCAGCGAUUGAGGGAUCAGAUAAAAACAUGGGUGGCAUCAAAUGAGAUCAAAGACAAAAGGCAGCUAGUGGAGAAUCGCAAGGUCAUAGAGACGGUAAUAAUCUCCAAAAAUAUUUAUUUGUUUAACACUGAUAGGAGAAAAGAGUGGAUAGGUCUCCACCAUAUUGUGUUUACCUUUCAACAAGGGCCGGGACGAUACCAGUAUUGCGAUACUUGUUAGUACCGUGUCUCCUGAGUGGCGCAGUGGUCUAAGGCACUGCAUCGCAGUGCUAACUGUGCCACUAGAGAUCCUGGUUCGAAUCCAGGCUCUGUCGCAGCCGGCCGCGACCGGGAGACUCAUGGGCGGCGCACAAUUGGCCCAGCGUCGUCCAGGGUAGGGGAGGGAAUGGCCGGCAGGGAUGUAGCUCAGUUGUUAGAGCAUGGCGUUUGCAACGCCAGGGUUGUGGGUUCGAUUCCCACGGGGGGCCAGUAUUUAAAAAAAAUAAUGUAUUCACUAACUGUAAGUCGCUCUGGAUAAGAGCGUCUGCUAAAUGACUAAAAUGUAAAUGUAAAUGUACCGUGGCAAGGAAACAAAACACGAAGCGGAUUUAACUUAUUUAGGAAGACAUCCCUAAUUUUGGAAGCAAAUAUUAUUAUGUUCACUGUGACAUUUAUUUAUUUUACAAGCUAUAGCACACAAUGUUCUACAUACAGCAGGGUUUUAAAGGACCGUAGCCAUUGAACUGCUAAAUAGUUAAUUAUAUGGUUAUACAGACUAUCUACAUUGACCCUAUCUCAAACCGGUGUAGACUAACAGUGGAACGCUUACUUAGGGGCCCUUCCCAACAAUGCAGAGAGAAAUAAUAGAAAAAUAAUAACACAAGGAAUAAAUACACAAUGAGUAACAACUUGGCUAUAUGCACAGGGUAUCAGUACCGAGUCGAUGUGCAGGGGUACGAGGUAAUUGAGGUAGAUAUGUACAUAUACACUGAACAAAAAUAUAAACACAACAUGUAAAGUAUUGGUCCCGUGUUUCAUGAGCUGAAAAAAAAAAUCCCAGAAAUGUUCCAUAUGCACAAAAAGCUUAUUACUUUAAAAUGUUGUGCACAAAUGUGUUUAUAUUCGUGUUAGUGAGCAUUUCUCCUUUGCCAAGAUAAUCCAUCCACCUGACCGGUGUCGCAUAUCAAGAAGCUGAUUAAACAGCAUGAUCAUUACACAGGUGCACCUUGUGCUGGGGACAAUAAAAAAAGCCUGCUUUGAAAUGUGCAGUUUUGUCACACAACACAAUGCCACAAAUGUCUCAAGUUUUGAGGGAGCGUGCAAUUGGCAUGCUGACUGCAGGAAUGUCCACCAGAGCUGUUGCCAGAUAAUUUCAUGUUAAUUUCUCUACCAUAAGCUGCCUCCAAUGUCGUUUUAGAGAAUUUGGCAGUAUGUUCAACCGGUCUCACAACCACACACCACGUGUAACCACACCAGCCCAGGACAUCCACAUCCGGCUUCUUCACCUGUGGGAUCGUCUAAGGGGGAGUGGGGAGGGGUGUUGAGGAGUAUUUCUGUCAGUAAUAAAGCCCUUUUGUUGGGAAAAACUCAUUCUGAUUGGCUGGGCCUGGCAACCCAGUGGGUGGGCCUGGUUGCCAAAUAGGUGGGUCUGGUUGCCAAAUGGGCAGGCCUAUACCCUCCCAGGCCCACUCAUGGCUGCACCCCUGCCCAGUUGUGUGAAAUCCAUAGAAAUCAGUCAAUUUAUUUAUUUAAAUUGACUGAUUUCCUUGUAUGAACUGUAACUCAGUAAAAUCUUUGAAAUUGUUGCGUUUAUAUUUUUGUUCGGUAUAGGUAGGGAUAAGGUGACUAGGCAACAGGAUAGAUAAUAAACAGUAACAGCAGCGUAUGUGUUGAGUCAAAAGAGUUAGUCCAAAAAGGAUAAAUGCAGAUAGUCCAGGUAGCUAUUGGAUAACUAUUAUUAUCUUGCACUGACUCUAUGCACACUCACAAGACUAUAUAUACGCACUAUACACUGAGUGUACAAAACAUUAGGAACACCUUCCUAAUAUUGAGUUGCACCCCCUUUUGCCCUCAGAACAGCCUAAAUUCAUCGGGACAAGGUGACGAAAGCGUUCCACAGGGAUGCUGGCCCAUGUUGACUCCAAUGCUUCCCACAGUUGUGUCAAGUUGGCUGGAUGUCCUUUGGGUGGUGGAUCAUUCUUGAUACACACAGGAAACUUUUGAGCGUGAAAAACCUAGCAUCGUUGCAGUUCUUGACACAUUCAAACCGAUGCGCCUGGCACCUACUACCAUACCCGGUUCAAAGGCACUUAAGUAUUUUGUCUUGCCCAUUCACCCUCUGAAUGGCACACAUACACAAUCCCUCUCUCAAUUGUCUCAAGGCUUAAAAAUCCUUCUUUAACCUGUUUCAUCCCCUUCAUCGACACUGAUUUCAAGUGGAUUUAACAGGUGACAUCAAUAAGGGAUCAUAGCUUUCACCAGGAUUCACCUGGUCUGUCUGUCAUGGAAAGAGCAGGUGUUCCUAAUGUUUUGUACACUCAGUGUAUACUUACUCACACACACUACACUGACACUCACACAGCCCACACACAUUCACAUACACUACAUACGCACACACGCACAUAACACACACACGCACAUAACACACACGCAUACCAACACAACACACACUUUCACACUCAUCAUUUGCUGCUGCUACUCUGUUCUUUAUUCUUACUGUUAUCUGUUCUGAUGUCUAGUCACUUUGCCCUUUAUGUACACAUCUACCUCAUCUCUUUCACUGUACCCCUGCACAUUGAUCUGGUACUGGUACUCCCUUUAUAUACACAAAAGUAUGUGGACACCUCUUCAAAUGAGUGGAUUCGGCUAUUUCUGCUACACCCGUUGCUGACAGGUGUAUAAAAUCGAGCACACAGCCAUGCCAUCUCCAUAGACAAAUAUUGGCAGUAGGAUGGCCUUACUAAUGAGCUCAGUGACGUGGCAUCGUCAUAGGAUGACACCUUUCCAACAAGUCAGUUCGUCAAAUUUCUGCCCUGCUAGAGCUGCCCCAGUCAACUAUAAGUGCUGUUAUUGUGAAGUGGAAAUGUCCAGGAGCAACAAUGGCUCAGCCGCGAAGUUGGUAGGCCACACAAGCUCACAGAACGGGACCGCCAAGUGCUAAAGCGCGUAGCUUGUAAAAAUUGUCUGUCCGCGGUUGCAACAUUCACUUCCAAGUUCCAAACUGCCUCAGGAAGCAACGUCAGCACAAUAACUGUUCAUCGGGAGCUUCUUGAAAUGGGUUUCAAUGGCCGAGCAGCCGCACACAAGCCUAAGAUCACCAUGUGCAAUUCCAAGCAUCAGCUGGAGUGGUGUAAAGCUCGCCGCCAUUGGACUCUGGAGCAGUGGGAACGUGUUCUCUGUAGUGAUGAAUCACGCUUCACCAUCUGGCAGUCCGAAGGGACGUAUCUAGGUUUGGCGGAUGCCAGGAGAACGCUACCUGCCCCAAUGCAUAGUGCCAACUGUAAAGUUUGGUGGGGCUGUUUUGCAUGGUUUGGGCUAGGCCCCUUAGUUCCAGUGAAGGGAAAUCUUAACGCUACAGCAUAUGACAUUCUAGAUGAUUCUGUGCUUCCAACUUUUUGGCAGCAGUUUGGGGAAGGCCCUUUCCUGUUUCCGCAUGACAAUGCCCCCGUGCACAAAGCGAGGUCCAUACAGAAAUGGUCUGUCGAGAUCGGUGUGGAAGAACUUGACUGGCCUGCACAGAGCCCUGACCUCAACCCCAUCGAACACCUUUGGGAUGAAUUGGAACGCCGACUGCGGGCCUAAUCGCCCAACAUCAGUGCCCGACCUCACUAAUGCUCUUGUGGCUGAAUGGAAGCAAGUCCCCACAGCAAUGUUCCAACAUCUAGUGGAAAGCCUUCCCAGAAGAGUGGAAGCUGUUAUAGCAGCAAAAGGGGGACCAACUCCGUAUUAAUGGCCAUGAUUUUGGAAUGAGAUGUUCGAUGAGCAGGUGUACACAUACCUUUUGGCCAUGUAGUGUAGCUUAAUUCUUGUGUAUUUUAUUCCUCCUGUGUUAAUAUUUUUAUGAUUAUUUUUAAACUGCAUUGUUGGGAAGGGCUCGUAAGCAAGCAUUUUACGAAAAGUCUACACCCGUUGUAUUCGGCGCAUGUGACAAAUACAAUUUGAUUUGACCAAACAGUUUGGUCUGCUUAGUUUUUUUCAUUUUUGCCAUGGAAAAAGUAUUGCGACAUUGGUAUCGUCACAGCCCUACUUUCAACUCCUUUCAGUGCUCAUGGAGAGGGUAUUUCACUCUGUCUGACAUAACAUCUGACAUUCUCUCCUUAGCAAAUGGAGCGGUUUAAGGUGGUGGAGCGGGAGACAAAGACAAAGGCCUACUCUAAAGAAGGCCUGGGGCUCGCCCUGAAAGUGGACCCAGCUCAGAGGGAGAAAGAAGAGACGGGAAACUGGCUAACGGUAACAGCCUAGCCUCUGAGCCGUUGGUAUUUUGACUCAUGCAUAAUGGUAGUGUGUACCGAGCAAUGGGUCAGGGGUGGAUGGUUCCACACUGGGUCUGGCUUAUUUUAUGGGUGGUGAGGUCUGUUCUUCUUUUUCACCCACUCUGUCUAUUCUUCCCCCUCAGAAUACGAUAGACACUCUAAACAUGCAGGUUGACCAGUUUGAGAGUGAGGUGGAAUCCCUCUUCAUUCAAACCAGAAAGAAGAAAGGAGAAAAAGAGGUCCGUCUCCUUCCCUCUCAUUCCCUAUACAUGGAACUAUUGCUAUGUAGUCUAAUUAACCAAUAAGGCCCGGGGUGUGGUAUAUGGCCAAUAUACCACGGCUAAAGGCUGUUCUUAACCACGACGCAACGCGGAGUGCCUGGAUACAGCCCUUAGCCGUGGUAUAUUGGCCAUAUACCACAACCCCCGAGGUACCUUAUUGCUGUUAUAAACUGGUUACCAACGUAAUUAGAGCAGUACAAAUAAAUGUUUUGUCAAACCCGUGGUAUACGGUCUGAUAUACCACGGCUGUCAGCCAAUCAGCAUUCAGGGCUCAAACCACCCAGUUUAUAAUAAUGAAUCAGGUAUUGGGUUGGGAGAUGUUGCUCCUAGACUCUGAUCAAAGGUCAGUCUUGCAGUUCCCCCUAAAAGGAUUUGGGGAAGGCAAGUUGACCUGAGAUCUGUUUCUAAGAAUGACUUCUACCUGCAUUACAAAAGACACCCGAACAGUUUAUAACCACGUGUGCCUGUUUCUCUGGCUGUCUCGUAGAAACAGGAUCGCAUUGAGGAGCUAAAGAGGUUUAUAGAAAGGCAUAGGUACCACAUACGCAUGCUGGAGACCAUCCUACGCAUGCUAGACAACGACUCGGUGCAGGUGGACUCCAUCCAGAAGAUCAAGGACGACGUGGAGUACUACAUGGAGUCAUCACAGGACCCAGACUUUGAGGAGAACGAGUUCAUUUACGACGACCUGGAUCUGGAGGACAUCCGUGAGUCGCCCAUGGACAGCCAGGAGCUCGAUGACGAGUCCUGGGAUGAUCAUGAUGAUGAUGCUCAUGCUAUCAGCUGUGGGUCUGGAUGAAUGGUCCCUCAUGAACGUCUGUUGGGUCUGGGUGGAUGGAUGUCCUCUAAUCAACAUCUGUUAGCUCGGUUGGCUGUCGGUUUAGAAGACAGCCAGGACGAGCUUGAUCUGUGGUGUUUCUAUGAGUCUGGAUGAUGAUUGUAAAAAAUUAUUUACCAUAUAUUAGCGUUCCCCUGAAAAUCUUAUCAUUGAAAUAAACCAGUAGUCUUUUCUCUCUGAUUUAUUCCUUUCUCUCUUUUGUGCUCCCUCUUUCUCUCCCUCUCUAGCUGCAGCGCUGGUGGCCACCUCUCCGACGGGCAUGGGGAACAUAGAGGAUGAGAUGUUCCUCCACUCGAGCAGCACUCCCACCUCCACCACCUCCUCUUCCCCCAUCCCUCCAUCGCCGGCCACCUGCACUGCUGUAAGCACACCUGCCUUCACUGAUUGGUUGUUUGUAAAGAAAAUACAAUCACUUACUUGAUCAGUGUCAUAAAACAUGUACAUUGAUACUUACACAGGCCCUCUGUAGCUCAGUUGGUAGAGCAUGGCGUUUGCAACGCCAGGGUUGUGGGUUCGAUUCCCACGGGGGCCAGUAUGAAGUCACUCUGGAUAAGAGUGUCUGCUAAAAUGACUAUAAUGUAAAAAAAUGAUAUUUACUGUUUGUGCCUGAAUGUGUUCUGCAGGAGAACUCGGAGGACGAUAAGAGGAGAGGGCGGUCGACAGACAGUGAAGUUAGUCAGGUGAGACAGAGCUUGUAUAAUAUCAUAUGUUUAUAGCUCAACAGAGAACUAGAUCUCUUCAGAAAUGUAGUUUGACUGUUUCCAUGUUCUGUUUGUACUAAACUGAUGCUGUGUCAUUUUCAGUCUCCUGCGAAGAACGGCACUUCCUCCUUGUUGUUGUCCUUUUCCUCGUCCGCCAAUUCCGGGUCGUCCUCUUCUUCCUCCUCUCUUGUCUCUAUGGCCGCCGUUGUCGGAGGCAACCCUGUGGUUCCCACAAGCAACAGUCUAAUAGGAAGCUUCAGCAGCGCCGUGCAACAUCAGCCUCAACCUCCACAGCAACCAAUCCAGCAGCCACAGCAACAACCACAACAACUCCAAACAAAACCUUGCACCCCCAGCCCCCCCAGCCACCCCCUCCUCUCCGCCUCCCCCUCUCUCCCCACACCCACCACACCCAUCUCAGCCUCCCCAAACUCCCUGCCCCAGGUCUCGUCUGGGCAUAUCCUCACCUCCAGCCUAGGCCUUGGGUUGGGCCUGGGUAAAGUUGGCAUGACGGGGACCAGCAGUGCCAACUCAAUGUCUGGUCUGGGCCUGACUGGCAUGUCUGCCUCUCUGAACACCAUGGCAGGCCUGCUCUCUGGGUCCACCCAUGCCCCUUAUGCCCAGGCAGCCGCGUCGGGAGGCCUGGGUCUGAGUACCACCACCCAGUCCAGUGUCUCAGUGGAGAGCUCCUCCAUCCCCACCUCUUGCUCCAGUGGAGUGACCAUCAACGGGGCUGGGACAGGGCUGGGCCUGCUGGGGUCCAGCCCAGCACACGGCUCCCUGACUGGGGGGAUCCUGGGCCUGGUACCUGGGCAGAGUGUGAUCCCUGGGCCCCCUCAGAUCCCUCUCAGCCCAGUCGGUGCUGCCCCUGGAGGGGCAGUGGGGAUAAUGGGAGGAAAUGGAGGAAGCAUGGGGCAAAUCGGAGGAGGAGUUGGGUCGAAUGCAGCCCCUGCCAGACCGCCCAGUGGACUGAAGCAGAACGGAAGCACAAGUAUGUUCACUGUGUCUGCGUGGCUGUCUGGGUUUGUCUGUUUCUUUUUCUGGAUUUGGGAUUGAGCAUUAGUAGUGAUGUUUCCCCCCUCUUUCCCAUGGCCCAGGUUACAGUGCUGUGGUGGCAGAGAGCACAGCAGAGUCCGCCUUCAGCACACCCAGCCAAUCACAGAGCAGCCAGCCUUCCUCGUUGACCUCCUCAGCCAGUCAGCCGUAAGUGAUGUCAAAUUCAUCCAAGACCGCAAUCAUCUGUUCAGUUUUUUGGAUGAUAAAAAUGUCCAUAUCUCUCUCUCCCUCCCCCCCCCCCCCUCCCUCCCUCAGUAUGGACAACGGUCCCAGCCUCAUCAGCUCCAUCACCUUGCCCCCCAGCUCUCCGUCCCCCUCGUUUUCGGACAGUAUUCCCGGUGGUGGGAGUCUCCUCAACGGACCCCACUCCUACACACAGGCCUCUGAGGGCCUCAAGGUGAGGGGAGACAGAGUGGAAGGACAGACAGCCAGACAGGGGUGUGAGGCUGAGAGAUGAGCACUUUGUCCUGGUAUUGUUAAAUGGCCUCAUCUACAGUACAACAGAUGGAUGGAGAGUUGGCCAUUAACAGUAUGAGAAACAGUGUUUGGUGAACACUAGAACCUCCACGGCAGCCAUUCUGACCAAAUUGUGGUUGUCUUAAAUACAAAUACAACUUGGAAACAAACAAACUCACAAAAAUACUGAUUUUUAAAAAACUUUCUCAGCAUAAAGAAAAAGAAACUCACAAAACGUGCUGUACAUCACAAAACUCCCACACCACAUAACACCAAAUAUGUUUUUGUCAGCUAUUCAGGAGAUUUACAGUGAUGAAGCCUCUCCUAAAUGACUAUGUUUCUGUUAUUUCUUAGUUAAUGAACAUGUAUUGUAAUACCGUUAGAAUAACCUGUAGAGACUGCCCUCUGUCCCCAGCUUCCUACAGACCUCCGUCAGAUACUGAUGGAGACCAGAAUGUCAGCGCAGGCCCCAGAGCCGCCAGGGGCCAUGGCUACAGUCACAAACACACGAAAGAGAAAGCAGUGUCAGGUAGAGACCCACACACACGGAAAUAUACACAUUCAUACUCAACUUACACACACACACACUCCUAAAUACAUCCACAAAGCCACUAACAAAGGAAACAGAAAGUUGUGACACGUAGACACAGAUUUAAAUAAACACAAUCUCGAACUCUGACACAGACACGCAUACACACACAAAAUUGAAAGAAAUCUGAGGUAGUCAGAUAUCAGUGCUAGCCAAAAAUGUCUGUCAAAGGGAAAUAGACAUUGCCAAGUGACUGGAUUAGUUCCCCCACCAAACACCAAGAACGUACGAAAUAUAAGAUUGAAGGUGCUUAUAUUCGCUCUGGAUAAGAGCGUCUGCUAAAUGACUAAAAUGUAAAUGUAAAGAUUGUGUAUAGUGUUGAAUUAGCAAGGACUCCAUGGGAUCUUGGAUUGGCAGGUUUAUUUCAUCAGUGUUGGUGCAGUCACUGGCUGGCCGUGGGGGUUCUAGCUGAAGGCAUGAGUGUUUUGCUUCACACCAUACAGGGAAUGGAUGGUGGCAUGGUACCAAGCUUGUACUAGUAUCUCAUGGUGGAAGAACUGUUGAAUGGUGUAUUGGUUUUCAUAAAUUCACUGUUUUUAUCUUUGCCCCUUGCUCUUCCAAACUCCCUCACCCCACUCUCUCUGUCUGUUCCAUCCAUCUCUCUCCAUCUCUCUCUCUCAGGCCCCGGAGCCUCUGAGUUCUCUGAAGGCGAUGGCUGAGAGAGCAGCACUAGGAUCAGGUCUAGAUGGAGAGAUCCCCAACCUGCACCUCACAGACAGAGGUCAGAAUCAAUUCAAUUAACAAGUUCCAAAUCACAUCUUUAAGGCAAUACACAAAUAAACAUUCAUGCAAUUUGACAAAGCACAUGCCAGUUGCAGGUGACAUCAUUUCUAAUUAUCUGUCUGUGUUGAUGAUAUCCCCACCAGCUGUAACUCAACCAAUCCUCUCCUGUCACUCCUCAGACAUCUUCUCUGGUUCGUCGGCUGCCCCCGGCACGCCCGCGGCCCCCCAGCCCUCCCUGUCAGAGGUGAGCAUCCCCCCUUCCCUGGGGGUGUGUCCCCUGGGUCCCACUCCCCUCUCCAAGGACCAGGUGUACCAGCAGGCCAUGCAGGAGUCUGCCUGGACACACAUGCCGCACCCCUCAGACUCCGAGAGGAUCAGGUAACAGAACGCCGUCCGCCGGAAUAUUGGGCUGUAGACACUGGGUUUUCUCUGAGUAGAUAUUAACAUGCACAUCUGUGUUACUCUCUCCUGUAGGCAAUACCUGAUGAGGAACCCGUGCCCCACCCUGCCAUUCCAUCAUCAGAUGCCCCCCCAUCACUCAGACUCUAUAGAGUUCUACCAGAGACUGUCCACGGAGACACUCUUCUUCAUCUUCUACUACCUGGAGGUAACACACACACCAUCACCACCAUCCCCCAGCUGUCCACUCUUGCUUAGUCACUGUGGGGUCCAAUUGCUCACUCUCUCUCCUUCUCGCUCUCUCUCUCUCUCAGGGCACUAAAGCUCAGUACCUGUCAGCAAAGGCUCUGAAGAAGCAGUCGUGGAGGUUCCACACCAAGUACAUGAUGUGGUUCCAGAGGCACGAAGAACCCAAGACCAUCACUGAUGAGUUUGAACAGGUACAGUAGAACCUUUGUACCUCCUCUGAUGUUAGUGUUGGAAGCACCAUGGGUCUGUAUAGAACAAUGAGCCAAUGUUGAGCCAACAUGUACCUGAUGGAAGGUUCAACAAAUAACAAAUAAGGACUGAUUUUAAUACUGUCCUCCUCCCUCAGGGCACUUACAUCUACUUUGACUAUGAGAAGUGGGGCCAGAGAAAGAAGGAGGGGUUCACCUUUGAGUACAGGUACCUGGAAGACCGAGACCUGCAGUGACAGAGGAGCGGAGAAAGAGGGAGAAAAACGUGCUGCUGUUGACAUUCCGAGACUGAACUAACUCCAUGCUGUGGAUAGAGAUUGUGAUGUGUAGUAGAACCCUGCUCCUAAAAUGGAGGAUGGCGUCUGUAUAGGAUGCGUCUCAA
Coregonus sp. 'balchen' is the source of this 11648-nucleotide messenger RNA. NCBI's taxonomy places the organism in Eukaryota, Metazoa, Chordata, Actinopteri, Salmoniformes, Salmonidae. The record is from the annotation of a GenBank genome assembly.